UCGUUAAUGCAUGUGAGACUAGUGUGUGUUGGAUGUUUGACUUAGUCUCAUAGUCAAUGACGGUGUGUUCGCAUCCGCACAUGGGCAGAUAUUAUCUAGAAAUAAUAGGAUGCCGGACUGACCCAUCCUAAAGAUGUUGCUUGAACUUUUAGUUCAUGCUCUAAGCAUCUUUAGCGCGACCACGGGUGUAACUAUCCUUCGACUUGAAGUAUUACGUUUUCUGCAUAUGUGAACUCGCAUACUUUGAUGCAUUGUCCUAAGCCAUAUGAAAUAAGGAUGGUAUACAGGCUUUGUUUUGGGUAUGCCGCAGCGCGUAUUCAGAAACGUAGAUUACGUACAUAGGAUUUGUCACUACUCUUUUAAAGAGAUUAAUGUCUUAUGGGGCCCACUGAUAAGACAUGACUGAGGAAACUGCAUGGCCAUGCUGAGAUGCUUUUAUGACGUCUGUUCCUAUUAGUCAGACUUGAUAAAUCAGUGAAUGACUUAAUGGAUACAAGCUGGAGUUUAUUAAUCCCUUGCACUAAGUUUAGACAUUGAGACAAAGGGAUACAGUUACACGGAGUCUGGGUCGUGGAAAGGUUUUGACGGUGCAAACGUCUUAACUUAUAAUCUGGGGGCAAUAAUGUGUUGCUAGAUACCGCUUAUUGCUUAAAGUAUUGGUGCAGAGCCAAUACUGUGGCCAGUUUUAUAAGUGCCUAUACGGGUCACACACUUUGGACAAUUUAAGGAGUAGGAUUAAACAAUGGGUUAAUAAGUAAUUUGUAUAUUUGUAGAAAAUAGUAAAAUAAAAUAUUUUGGAAUAUAAUAUUAUAUAUAUAAAUAUUCGGUUAUAUAUAUUAUUUAUAUGUACCGAUUAAUGUAUAUAUAUUAUAUGUUGAAUAUUUUAUUUUGGUUUGUCAUUUUAAUUAUGAAAAUAAUUAUUUUGACAUAAACUAUUUAAAGUAUAUUUGUAUACUUGUUUAAAAAUGAUAUUGGUAUUUUUAUUUGAUUUAAAAUUAAUUUUAUAUUAAUUUUUGGUGUCAAAUAAAACACACUUUAAACAUUUGAGUGGAGAAGAAUUUCACAAAUCCUUCUCAUAUCAUUGUUCGGCCAAGUGGAGAUUUUAAAGGAUCAAAUUUCCAUGAUUGAAAUUAGUGGAGCUAAUAAUGUUUUAACCUUUAGCUUAAUGACAAAGUAUGAUUAAUCAAUUUGUAAUCUUUGUUUUUAAAUAACACGGCAAUUUCAUUUUAAAGAGAGAGGAUCAUCAAUUGAUUAGUUUUGCAUACUUUCGGCCAUAAUAUUUUCUAGUGAGAUAAAAUAUUAUUUUGGUUCCACAUAUAUCAUUUUGUGUAUAGAAAAUAUCUAUAAUAUUUUCUAAAUAUUAUUGGAAAUAUUUUCUAUAGAAAUAUACAAGAUUAUUAUUAUCCCAAAUUUUAAUCUUUAUAUUUUAUACUACUAUAAUCUUUACUAGCAUAAAGAUUGUGGUAGACUCCGGCGUUGUUCGUGUGUCAAAGUUGGAGACCGGACGCUUGAACGGUUACGUUUGCACUUUCAACGCUCUUCCUACGACUUCUUCGUUUUUACCGCUUACGGAGAGAGGUAUAAAUUUCUUACUCACUAUAAGUUUUAGUACGUGAUUCUGGGCAAGAUAAUCAUGUUGGGAUGUUAAAAUUUUUAUAUUCCGCUGCCUAUCCUUGCAUGGUUCAAAUGAAGAAGAAGAGGAAGAAGAAAUCCUGGAAAUUCCUGCGCAAGAAGAACAAAAUGCAAAGAAGGAACUACCGAAAGCAUACAAACACUUGAAGAAUCAUCCAAGAGACAAUAUCAUUGGAGAUAUUGAAAAGGGAGUUAGAACUAGGAACAAUUACAAUCUUUGUGCACACUAUGCGUUCCAUUUUAGGCUAUAAUUUACAUUUUAUGCAUAAAAUGCAAGAUUUUGAGCAUAUUUAUAUUGGGUUAUUAUUUUCCUUGAUACUAAUAUUUUUUUACACAAAAUAAAGGGAAAGAAUAAAGUUGGGCAUUGGAGCUCAAAGACAAUGGAAGAAGAAAUGAGAUUGGGCCGAGCCCAAAUAUUAAAUGGGUCCAACAUCUAAUUGACCUAUUCAUUAAAGUAAAACAAGGAAAAGAGAGAGGAAAUAAAAAAGAGUUGUGGUGAAGUGAAGUCAGCCGCAAAAGAGGAAGAAAUGCGCAGGACACUGAGAAGGAGAGUUUUAAUUGAAGACAAAAACAAACACUAAAUUCGUGGCUUAUAUAAUGGAACACGGACGAUCGAAGGGGAAGGAAUCCGGAGAAGAGAGCAGAAAAAUAGAGGUGAGCGGACCUAGGGUUCCGACCCUAGGUCCGGCUACGGUGGACCGGAUUCCGGUGACGACUAUGGCGAGGACACAGCAGGAACGUGGCGGCCAUGGAGGGUGGUUUCAGCUCCGGCAAUGCGCAAGCUUGGGAUGGGCCUCUGCUCCUGGUUCCAUCGACAAAGAGAGAAACGCAGGGGAGCACUCUUAUGGGUUCAAGGCUUACGCCGACCCACAUAUCAUUGAGGGGAGAACCCUAAAACAAGAUGACAUCCCGGUUCCCGUUCUUGAACUCAUUCAAGAACAAGGUUGGAGUUUUUUUCUUCAACUCCAAGCCCCCGUUUACCCGGAACUUGUUCAUCAAUUCUAUUCUUCUAUGAAAUACUAUCCCGAAGACCCUUCCAUUACCGCCGUAGUUCCCAGCAAAUCCUUCAAAUUCAACACCCAAAAUCUUUCCGAAUGGUUUCACCUAGGGCGUCAAGGAGUCUCCACCUGUUGCAAAAAGGGGUGGAUCACCGACUCACGAGAUUUUAACUCAGAUUCUUUCCUCCGAGUGCUAAAUAACAUUGUCGUUGACCAUGUCUUUGAGGACCCGCACUACUUUCUUCGUAGGCCAAAUGUCCAAGACUUACCCGCAAAUAGGUUCAUCCUCCUCAAAAUCCUCAAAGAAAAUAUCAUCCCGGUCCUUAACAAAGAUAAACAAGUUGGGGUUUAUGAAUGCACACUCCUAUAUUGCCUCCUCACUCACAAGAAAAUCAAUCUCCCUUCCAUCAUCCUAAAACACAUGUACGAAUGCUUCGGUCGCCAAAACAAACCCUACGGCAUGCUUCUUACCCACAUCUUUGCCAAGAGGGAAAUUUUUGAGGUGCGCCCGUCCCGCGUCCGCUAUCUUGACGCGGAGUGCCUUGGCUAUUGUGGCCUUGUAAAGAUUGGAGAGGAGUACUACAUGAAGAAGGAGUUCCAAAAUCUUGAUGAGGCUACACGAGCAGAGUAUGGCCCUCGACGAUCUUUGUCCUCCUUGCCAUCCACUUCACGAGCACCUCGUGCCGAAGCCGAAGAAAAUGCCAACACGGAUGUCCCCGUUCGUGCUCCUCGGGUCAAAUGCUCAAAGUCAGCGUCUCUUGCUUCCUCGGCCUCUCUCAUGCAUCGUCACUCUCACAUGGCUUCCACUUCCAAGAAUCCCUUUAAGAAGUUCAAGAAAUUCAUCCUCAAGACCGUAGUGGCUCCGAUGAAGAAACUUCAAGAAAGCCUCGAUGACCUCUCAGAUCGGAUGAAGAAGAUGGAGGACCGUGAGAAUCGCCAAAAGCAAAAUGAGGAUCGUGCUUCUAGACGUCGUCGCUAAGUGUUGAGCAUUUGACAAUAUGAUCAAACAUUAUAUAUUUUUGCCUAAGUUUUUAAACUCCUUGUCAUGUUUAUGUUUCAAACUCUUAUUUAUGCACUUGUCUCCUUGAACUACUCAAGCAUAAGAAUUGUAAUCUAUUCACAUAAAAGAAAAACAUUACAUAUUUUCAUUAAAUCAAGAGUUGUUUAUUGCGCUUAAACAAUCCCAAUUUUUAUGAAAAUAACAAACAAGAACACCAAGACAUAAACAAUAACUCUAUAACGAAUCUUAAGGAAAACGUUCAACUUAUGUAGCUAAGAAGAUCAUUUACCUUAAAAUUUUACAAAACACAAGUCACAAAAAAGAAUUCACGUAUGAAUUCGAAAAUCACUUAACUAAAAUAUGUAGCUAAAUUAGCUUCAAUGAUAACCGAAUUCGACAUACCAACCUACUUAUGAAAUCAAAUUUAUAAUUCAAC
This is a messenger RNA of Cuscuta campestris, 4066 nucleotides long. NCBI's taxonomy places the organism in Eukaryota, Viridiplantae, Streptophyta, Magnoliopsida, Solanales, Convolvulaceae. The record is from the annotation of a GenBank genome assembly.